Molecule: messenger RNA, 1033 nt
Organism: Gossypium raimondii (Peruvian cotton)
Lineage: Eukaryota; Viridiplantae; Streptophyta; Magnoliopsida; Malvales; Malvaceae
Exons: 4
Coding region: 146-766 (206 amino acids)
Biological process (GO): protein folding; protein stabilization; protein import into mitochondrial matrix
Cellular component (GO): mitochondrion
Molecular function (GO): zinc ion binding; protein-folding chaperone binding
Source: RefSeq, a predicted model, not a curated record
GUAACGUGUCUCGAAGGCAAUGGCCUUCAAACUUCUGACCCUGAAUUUUUGUGUUGAAGAUCAAACGAAAUCGUGAAAGAGCCAUUCUUUCAAGCUCCUUUUUUUGGUCUCCAUCGACCACACAGUUUAACUCACCGCCUCGACCAUGGAAGCUCUCAGCUCUCAACCCCUCGCCCUUCUCUCCAUCUUCUCUCCUAAACGAAAAGAUUUCCCGGCUAGAAUCAUCCGCUUUCCCACCCAUUCCAAAAAGGACGGUAACGAUUCCGAUAUCCAAUAUGAUCCUAACAACACAAGCAUCGUUCCUCUCGUCGGCAAUCAAACUUUCUCCCAGGAUGCAGCGAUGGGGUUGGUUCUAAGCGCGGCGUCUGUAAGAGGAUGGACAACAGGAUCGGGCAUGGAGGGUCCAUCUGUACCCGCCCGAACCGACGAUGACCAAUCUAAUACGGAGCAAGUUUCCACCUUUCCAUGGUCUCUCUUCACCAAGUCGCCACGUCGACGGAUGCGUGUGGCCUUCACUUGCAAUGUUUGCGGUCAACGAACCACUCGAGCCAUCAAUCCUCAUGCGUACACCGAUGGCACCGUAUUUGUUCAGUGUUGUGGAUGCAAUGUUUUCCACAAGCUGGUGGAUAAUUUGAAUCUGUUCCAUGGUAUGAAAUGCUAUGUCAACCCCAGCUUCAAUUAUAAAAGGGAUGGCCAAUGGGAUGUUGGAUUCAAGUUGUUCGAUGAAGAAGACGAUGGUGACGGUAAUGUGUUUGAUGGCUCAUAAAGCGUACAUUUCUUUGCUCAUACUGGGAAACUGAUUUCGGUCAUGUUUGUAUAUAGCUUUGCCCUUUGCCUGUGUUGGUGAAGUUAAUUACUUUAGACACUUUGUAUUUCCAGGGUAGUUGUAAAAAAAUAAAAAAUAAAAAACAAAACGCUCUUUAGCGUGAAAACACUAGUAACUCUGUGUAAAAUUUCCUCAAGGCUGUUUUGCCCGUAUGACGGUGCUAAACUGCUAAUUGACUGUUAAUAUAUUGAUAUUCAAUUGCGUGGA